CUCUUUCUAUCUCUCAUUCUUCAACCAUGUUCCAUUCCACUAUGGAGUUGUUCACUCUAGCUGCUUCCAAUUCUCUCCUUGUCUUCGGUCUCUGCAAUUUGAUCAUUGUCAUUCUCCUCUUAAGUGAUUCAAAACCCAAUUCACCAAGUACUCAAGAAAGUUACUUUUGUACCCAUGAAGUACCAAAGAGAAUUGAGAAAGAGGAGAAAGGGGGACAUGAAGCAGUAUACUCAGAAAACAUUGAAGAAGCAUCGUUGUCUGCAAAUGUUCCUCAAGUGGAAAAUGCUGAGAAAUCACCCGUUGAUCAAAUAAUCGGCAAUGUUGAUGGCGAGGAAAGAGACAAUGAAGAUGAAUACGAAGAAGAUGAUUAUGAUGACGACGAUGAGCUAAGGAGGAGAGUGGAGGAAUUCAUAGACAAAAUAAACAGAGGAUGGAAGGCAGAGAAGUCAACAAUCUUGCAUCUCAGUAAAAGUCCCAUAUUUUGAUUGUCACUGGUUUCAUCAUCUCUUGGUGUAUAAAAAAAUGUGAUGAGAUUGACCCAAUAUUGAAUUAUU
Molecule: messenger RNA, 554 nt
Organism: Telopea speciosissima
Lineage: Eukaryota; Viridiplantae; Streptophyta; Magnoliopsida; Proteales; Proteaceae
Exons: 1
Coding region: 27-485 (152 amino acids)
Source: RefSeq, a predicted model, not a curated record